Molecule: messenger RNA, 2507 nt
Organism: Acipenser ruthenus (sterlet)
Lineage: Eukaryota; Metazoa; Chordata; Actinopteri; Acipenseriformes; Acipenseridae
Product: golgin-45-like
Exons: 7
Coding region: 189-1388 (399 amino acids)
Biological process (GO): Golgi to plasma membrane protein transport; Golgi organization
Cellular component (GO): Golgi membrane
Source: RefSeq, a predicted model, not a curated record
GGGUCAAAGUUUACAUCACAGGAAAGGGUUGAGUGGUUUCCUUUGCAUCAUACAACAGGGAAUUCUGUAGUUGUGUGUGCACCUACAUAGUUAAAAUGGAAUUCGUUUUUGUUGACAUUUAGAAACAUAUACACAGUUACUUCAUUUUUUUUUUUUUUUACCUUAUUUCGGUGAGGACACUAUACAAAAUGACGUCAGUUCAACAAGUAAAAGCUCCAGCCACGGUGCCAGUCCGUGGCCCUGGUGACGGCAUGGAGACAGAUGAGCCGUCCAAAUCCCUGGAGGUCAUCACUGAGCUCCCCUGCAAGAGCAGCCCCAUCCAGCUUGCCCCAAGGACAAAGCCAGCCCCACCUCAGAAUCCUGGAGUCCUUCACCUGGGUAGAAUUCAAAAAGAUUUGUCCAUUGAGCUGGAAGCCAUCCGUAUUGUGGUUCCUCGAGCGGCCAUUUCUCAUGCUAUCCCCUCGAAGGGCUCGAGGUUGACUGAGCUGACAGGGCAUCAACAAAUUGAGCCUGUCGUCCAGUCAGAAGCAGCGAUAGACUCCCAACGGGAAGCACAGGAACUGAAAGCCACCCUGGACAAGCUGCAGAACUCAGAGAGGAAGCUGCUGCAGGAUAAGGAGGGCCUUUCAAACCAGCUCAGAGUUCAGACAGAGGUGAACCGUGAGCUGAAGAAGCUGCUGGUGGCCUCGGUGGGCGAUGACCUGCAGUACCAUUUUGAGCGCCUGGCACGUGAGAAAAACCAGCUUAUCCUGGAAAACGAAACUCUAGGCCGUAACCUGACUCGGAUAUCUGAGCAACUUGAACGCAUGACCAUUCAGUGUGAUGUGUGGCGGAGCAAGUUCCUGGCCAGCAGAGUGAUGGCUGAGGAGCUGACCAGUACCAGGACAGCACUGCAGCGCCAAACCAGGGAAGCUCAGGGAGCGAUACAAGACCUUCUCAGCGAACGGGAGGAGUUCUCCAGAGACAUGUCUGAGGCUCACAGGUCACUAGAGCAGCUUUUGGUUUCUUUGCAAUGGGGCAGGCAGCAGACCUAUUACCCCAGUGCACAGCUUCUCACCACUGGCGAGCUUGCUGCAGCCAAUCAGAAGCUAGCUAAGGCAGUGAACGCUCACCUCCUUGGCAAUUCAUACACAAGUAACAGCCAGAAAACGUCUCCACCAACUGCAAUUUGCAAUACUCCAGCUGAAAAGAUGGCAGAAAAGGUGUUAAGAAUCUUGGAUCCUGUUUUAUGUACCGAAGAUGCAUCUGAAGUUUCAUUUUCGGAACCCUUACCUACACCGUUCCUCUCUAACAAGAAAAGUAUUGGUCGGUUUCAUCCCUACACAAGAUACGAAAACAUUACCUUCAAUUGUUGUAAGCGCUGCAGUGGGGAGCUGAUAGUGCUCUAAACUGUGCAGUACAGUACUUUUAGUAUUGCACUAAACUCAAAGGUACAAAAAAGGUGCUAUAAAAUUGCCUAUUUUAAAUUAUUAAACUUCAGUAGGUCUGAUAGUGUAACAAAAAAAUUUGUUUACCAUCAUUGUUGCAAGUUUUGCUUUUUGGAUGCAGUUUGAACAUUAUUUACAGGAGGGAGCAGGUCAAAGCAGGACCAAAACAGUAAGGGAAUGAUGCAGUGUUCGUUUUCAACUUCAAUCACAUUUUUUAUUACUUGUUGAAGCUGAACUUGUUUGUUACUCCAUAUUUGGAUGGUCUGUAGUAAAUCAAUCAAGUUAAAAACCAUUUCCUCAAGUAUUAAAACAAUUUUUUCAAUAUCCUAUUGCAUUGAGUUAUGCAUUUUUAUGAUGGUAGUCAUCAAAAAGAGAAACUGAACAUAUAGUACCAAAUGUAUUUUGCAGCUGCUAGAUAUGGGUGGAGAUCAGAAAUUCAAAAUGAAAACCAUGUUGUGAAACUGUCUGUGACUUAUCAGACCUUUUCCAAGAGCUUAGAGUUUUGCAGGGAGCAGAAUUCGACAUCGGAAGGUGUCUUUAUUAUUAUUAUUAUUAUUUAUUUCUUAGCAGACGCCCUUAUCCAGGGCGACUUACAAUUGUUACAACAUAUCACAUUAUACAUUAUUUCACAUUUUUUUACAGAUAUCACAUUAUUUUUACAUACAAUUACCCAUUUAUACAGUUGGGUUAUUACUGGAGCAAUCUAGGUAAAGUACCUUGCUCAAGGGUACAACAGCAGUGUCCCCCACUGGGGAUUGAACCCACAACCCUCCGGUCAAGAGUCCAGAGCCCUAACACUACUCCACACUGCUGUGUCUUGUUUGUUUAUUUUGUAAAUGUAAUACAGAGAUGUAGACAAACAUACCAGCAUAGUAUAAGAACAGUGUUAUGACACAUGGAAUCUGAUGUGUUCAGGUGUAAUCAGGAAUUGUAUUGUUAUGCUUUCUUUUUCCAAAGGUUUAUAUUGUGUGUCUGACGAAGAAGCGAUGGUUGUAACCCAGUGGUGCAUCAUUGGUAUUUUUAUUGUGAAUUUACACUUACGAAAAUAAGAUGAGCAAUAAAAACAAGUAUUUAUUUAAA